UUGCACCAGAUGCUUAUUAUUUUUUCUUUGUUAUAUUUGUGGAAUCUAAGUCUCAUGUUCGGUAGACGUUAUAGCUUAUCUAUAUAAUCUAUCAGAUACUUGAGAACAAGAUAUCCGUUUGAUUCCUGAAAGAUAAUAAAGCAUGCACAACCAUGGCAAACUCACUUAUUAUUAUCUUCCUAGUUGUUAAUAAGUAUAAUAAACGACAGACCUCGAAUCGACUGUGCUAACUUGUACUGAAGAUCUAGCUUAAAAGGACUCGAUCAUGGAGUUUUGUGUCUCUUCGCAGCUUGAACGCAUCCUUUCUUUCUUCCUUCUCCUUCUCCUUUUAUCAUUUCUUUCUUCGAUCAGGUUUUACUUGUACAGAUACGGUGUUCCCCGAUGACUGAGAUGGUGGAAACUUGAAGCCAGUUCUUUUCUGUAUAUAUAUAGAUCUGUUAUUUUCUUGUAAUCCCUUCUCUAAAUGGUAGAUCGAUAGAUGUAAUUCUUACAUGAUCAGCAUUUGAUUUAGCCUAAGCCUUAUAUUUAGUGUAGACUUACUACUAAUAAGAUCUUUGAAAAAUUUUCAUGGAUCAUGCUUUUGAAAUUUCAGGGCAACAGAGAAUGAUGGGUGGAAAUGGACAACUUUCAGUUCCUCCAGGUUUCAGAUUCCAUCCAACCGAUGAAGAGCUUUUGUACUAUUAUCUGAAGAAGAAGGUCUCCUAUGAAGCUGUUGACCUUGAUGUUAUAAGGGAGGUGGACCUCAACAAACUUGAGCCUUGGGACCUCAAAGAUAAAUGUAGGAUUGGUUCUAGUCCUCAAAAUGAAUGGUAUUUCUUUAGCCACAAAGACAAGAAAUACCCAACAGGAACUAGAACAAAUCGAGCAACCACUGCUGGUUUUUGGAAAGCAACAGGGAGAGACAAAGCCAUCCAUCUCAGCAACUCUCAGAGGAUUGGCAUGAGGAAAACCCUAGUCUUCUACACAGGACGUGCUCCUCAUGGCCAAAAGACUGAUUGGAUCAUGCAUGAAUAUCGCCUGGAUGAUGACAACUCCGAGGUUCAGCAGGAAGAUGGGUGGGUCGUCUGUAGGGUUUUCAAGAAGAAGAAUCAAAGUAGAGGUUUCUUCCCAGAAGCUGUUCAAGAACACUGGUCUCACAUGAAUGCUAGCUCUUCUUCUGCAUCAAUGGAGCAAAAACAGAAUCACAUGCAAGCACCAUAUGACUAUAGCUUCGAUGGUUCCAUGCAUCUGCCGCAGUUGUUUAGCCCAGAAUCAGCUGUUGCCCCAUCCUUUGUUUCACCUUUUCCUAUGAACUCCAUGGAUAUUGAGUGCUCCCAGAACUUGUUGAAGCUAACAUCAAGUGGUUGCGGAAUUGUGCAACCGGGGGAGAGGUUCAAUAGUGAUUGGUCAUUUCUGGAUAAGCUUCUUGCUUCUCAUCAAAGCCUCGAUCAGCACUCCCAAAGCAGAGGCAAUCCUUCAUCUCUCGUUGUUGAUCAUGUGGGCUGUUCAAGUCAACAGAAGUUCCCAUUUCCAUACCUUGGCUGUGAAAGUGAUAUUUUGAAAUUUUCAAAGCAGAGUUAAUUGGAUUUUCAUUGCCUAGACUUUCUCCAUCACGACAACAUAUUUGUCUUGAAUCCAUGAACGGAGUUAGCAACUUUCCGACCAUGCAUUUUAUAUAUCUUAAGCUUUCUGAGCUGUGGAGUAGACUUUUUAUUAUAUAUAUACAUAUAUAUACUAAUGAUGCAGCUAGGCAUAUACAUUGAGUUGGUGAUUAAAUUAUUUUCUUGC
Molecule: messenger RNA, 1767 nt
Organism: Manihot esculenta (cassava)
Lineage: Eukaryota; Viridiplantae; Streptophyta; Magnoliopsida; Malpighiales; Euphorbiaceae
Product: protein SOMBRERO
Exons: 3
Coding region: 568-1560 (330 amino acids)
Biological process (GO): regulation of DNA-templated transcription
Molecular function (GO): DNA binding
Source: RefSeq, a predicted model, not a curated record